CUUCCGAGGAAUUCUUUCGUCAGCUGUGGAUGUGAGACCUUAUAUAUUUUGACGUCAGAGUGUCUUGAUGUCAUUGUGUCUUGAUGUCUUGAGGUGUUGAAAGGAAGAACUGACUGUGAAGAACCAGAUAGUUUUAGUUUAAAGACUGAAGUGGAAUUUGGGAUAAUAACAUAACGGAAUAGCUUGAUAAAAGGCAGUAUGAAAGAAACUGGCUGGUUAACAUCUUUGCUGCUGCUGUUCCUGUGUUCAGGGCCAGCAGUAGUAGUAGCUGCAUGGGGACAAAGCAGUGACAGUGUCCUCCUGAAGGAUGUGGAAGUGCUGACCUUGUAUGCGGGAAAAAUGACGAAUGGCCGACGGUCUUCACCAGUCCCACAGCUGGAGUGUGUUAGAGGUGGAACAGCUCCAUGUGAUGCUUUCAAUCCUCGAGUUGUCCAGUGUUAUAACCGAGGCUUUGAUGGAGUAGAUGUACAAUGGGAAUGCAAGACUGAUAUGGAUAAUGCUUUCAGGUUUGGUAAUAUUGAAGUGUCCUGUGAAGGCUACAGCAACAGAGAUGAUCCUUUUGUCUUGAAAGGUUCCUGCGGAUUGAGAUACUCCCUUGAUUACACCAAAGAGGGACUUAAUAACCAAGGAAACAAACAUAAUUAUUAUCCAAAUCAGAAUCAGCACAGUGGCAGCAGUUAUGGUUGGGCUUAUCAGAACCAAGGAAAGGAAAAACUCUCUAGUGCAAGUUACUUCGCAGACUUGAUUGUGUAUGUAGCCAUUGGACUUAUGCUUUAUGCAUUUUACAAGACGUGCAUUGGAUCCAACCGUCAGCAAGGACAAGAUGCCUACAGCACAACAAAUGAUGAUUAUCCUGCAGGAGGUGGAGGUGGAGGAUAUGGUUGGUUUGGUGGAAAUACCCACCCCACAGCUCCACCUCCUCCUGCUGGCUUUAACCCAGGGUACACUGACGAUGCCUCAUGUCAUAGGAACCGAACAGCUCGUGGAGGUAAUGGUGGAGGCUUUUGGACAGGUGCUGUUACAGGUGGAUUACUUGGCUACAUGUUUGGUAAUCGAGGCGGUCAACAGAAUCAGGGGUACAGGAGUCAUUAUGGAGGGGGAGGAUGGGGUGGUGGUGGCAGUGGCUUUUCUGGUGGAAGUGGUUUUUCUGGUGGGUUUGGGGGUGGUGGCUCCACUGGCACCCGAACGGCCUCAGGCUUUGGUGGAACAAGCCGUAGGUAGAUAUGGCCUUUUGUGUUCAUGUGACAUAUUUUGUUUUUCAUGUUUAUAUUGGGUAGAUUUAGAAUGUUAUAUUGCCUCUCAGAUUUAAUUAGAUCAAAAAUAUGUUGGAUCAUUUAAUGUAGGUAUCAGAUUUUUAUGUUGGUGUUCAUUCUAUUGUAAUACUUGACAUUUUUAUACAAUUAACGCACAUGUGUGCAUUAUGUAUAAAUAUAUACAAAGCAAUUAGUAACACCAUUUAACAUGUUUUGUAGUCUUGAAUGACCAAAAAAAAGGAAACUAACGAAAGUUUGUAUUUGGAUCUCAGGUUGCAUGAAUGUGAUAUUUAUUUUCUUUACUUCUUCAAUGGUUUAACCAAGGAAAUAUUUUUUGACUAUUGUGAAAGAAACUGAGACAAGAUAUCUCCACUUUUCUUGAAGUAGGCCAAGUGAAAAAGAAAAAAAAAUGUUGAUAUGCCUGUACCUCCAUCUGACCUUAAAAAAAGAUUUCCGAUUGAUUGUAAAGCAGAUAUCACUUAUAUGAUAUCUAGUUUUGUUACUUAACCCACUCAUUCUGGGUUGAGAUACUAUGAUGUCCUAUCACUGCAUGGUAGACUAUCUCUCAUACCGGGAUCAUGUCUUUGUGUUGUGUACUGUUGAGUCUUUUCUAAGUUAUGGACAUUAAACAGAUUUGUACUUUUUUAGCCUAGGUUGCAUUUAUUGAGGAGAAAUAUCCCUUCAAAAGUAGGGUUAAAGCCUCAUUAUUAAAAAAACGUUGCAGUUAAAAGCAUAGAAAGCUGGGUAAUUUUGUUUCCUGUUUCUGAUUUUGCGUUUGAGUAGCUGACUCCACAUUACCCUUAUGCAUUAUUCAUUAUGACGCUGAUGGGCUCCCUUUGUCUUUGGGUUAAAAGCAGGAGACCGAAAAUGCUACUUUACUUAGCUAAAUUUAGGUAUUCAUGUAUCUAUUAUUUUGGAGAAGUAAACAUAUUAGACUGAGAUAACAGCUGAUAAGAAGAAAGACAGAAACGGAAAUACAGUCUAUUUCUUUUUACCAAUUUUUUUUGUGUGUGUGAUUCCUGUGAUGUAUGCUGAAGUAAUUCAGCUUUGGACUUUGUUUAAGGCUGGCUAAAGCUUUACUUUUUUACAUGUAUUUUUCUGUAAUUACAUGGCUUUAUGGUUCUUGAUGUCUUUGCUUUUCAAAAAUCAGUUCAUUAAACUUGAAAGUAAGGAACACUUUAUACCAAUUCCUUUCCAUUUAUACUGUUCUGUAAUGUUUCAGAUAUCCCACAGGAUUUUGGAACUGGUCUCACUUAACAAAAUUAGAUUUUCUUAACUGUCACCUAGUUGUGUGCUGAAGAAUUGAGAUGAAGCUGAUAAAACUCUUUUUUUUGUUGUUGCCUUACUUAAUUCUCUAAUUCUUUAUUUUUCUCAAGGUAAAGGGUAAGUUGGAUAACCCAAAAUAGCUGUACAUAAUCAUUGUUUUAGUUACAGAAUGGGAUAUUACUCUUUAUUUUGACAAGUUAAUUUUUUAUCUAAAUGAAAAAAAUGAUCGAGCACUAAUUUGUAUUUACUUCUUUAUUUAAUCAAAUAUUGGAAUUAGGAGUUUUACUUUGAUGUUUUGAGAGGAAGCAAAAAAGGUGCUGUUCUACAAAGGUGUUUUCUUCAAACACUUGCUGUAGUAUAUCUUAUUAAGAAUGAACUUUAUUUAUGUGGUUUGUAAAGGUGAUUUUGUAAAUAAAGUAAUAAAAAAAUAAA
Messenger RNA from Penaeus indicus, 2951 nucleotides. RefSeq names its product store-operated calcium entry-associated regulatory factor-like. Gene Ontology annotation, cellular component: endoplasmic reticulum membrane. The transcript is spliced from 4 exons. The coding region runs from base 199 to 1221 and encodes 340 amino acids. NCBI's taxonomy places the organism in Eukaryota, Metazoa, Arthropoda, Malacostraca, Decapoda, Penaeidae. The record is from RefSeq and is a predicted model, not a curated record. Gene Ontology annotation, biological process: regulation of store-operated calcium entry.